UUUGAUAUCUGUUUUUCAAGCAUCUGUUGAAAGUUGGGAUUUUAUCGGUAGUUUGUUAUUGCCCUUAAUUUUUUAUUUGUUUAUAUUAAUAAUUUAAAUAGAAUAUCAUAAAAUAAUGAUUAAAAAGUAACAUUAAUGUUGUAAAAUUCCAAAAUGCCGUAUUACUGCACUGUUCCUCGUUGCACAUCUAUGGCUGGAAAAGUGAAAGAUGUAUCUUUUCAUCAAUUUCCAAAAGACAAAGAACUUGCAAAACUUUGGAAUGAAAUUUUAAAAAGAGGAAAACCUUAUACAAAAUAUUCUAAAGUAUGUAGUUUACAUUUCAAACCAGAGGAUUACACAGUAACGGGUCUAGGCAAAAACAAAGGUCAAUGGAGAACUUUAAGGAAAGAUGCAGUACCAUCACAGAAUCUACCAUCUGAUUCAACCAUACAUAGCAUUAGGACUAGAAAUAGGGAAUUAAAUCUUCCUACUGGUAUAAUGGAUUCUCAGCUACAGCAUGUAGCGCAGGCCAUUUAUAUGCAGACAAUGCUGGCUGUAAAUGCUACUAAAAUUGGAGAUAUGAACAUGGCUUCAAUGUGUAAUGAACAAGGAUCAUCACCUAUUAGAGAGAGUUCAUCAUCCAUGUCCAGUAAUAGUUCAGGUCAAUUUAAUGAAACUAUGUCACAAAUUGAACAUUUAUUGUAUAAAAAUAAAAUAAACAGUGAACAUCCAGAAGAUUUGGCCACUAAAAACUAUACUAAUGAGAAUGCAAACAUGUCAUAUGGCCCUAUUAAAUCGGAAAUACAAGAUUUCAGUUCAAAACAAACAUAUAAAUGUAUAGAGUGUUCAAAAUGUUUUAAAGACCCUGAUGUGUUCUUUUUACAUAAACGCACUCAUCUACCAAAGAAUACAAGUGGUAUGGAUGUGUUAAGAAAAACCAUAACAGAUAAUGAAAAUAGUGAAAAAGAAAAUUAUAAUAAUAAUACAAGUAAAAAUUUAAGCGGCGAGAAUUCAACUGAAGAAACACUAAGAGCGAACCCUAUAUUAGCAAACUUAUUGAAAUCAACAAUGCCACAGACAUUACGUAGAGAUGAAAUGCAACAAGAAUUAGAUAGCAAAAGUGUUACCAGUAUAGAAAAGCAAAUGAUGGCAGCAAUGACAUUAAAUAUGAAGAACUAUUUCAGGAACUUGUCAUCAAUGAUGACACAAGUAGCAAUAUUAUCAAAAGAAAAUAUCAAUGAAGAAAUUGAUAAUUUAGUAUACGGGCUGCGGAAUGAUGAUUCUAGUGAAAGUUCAACAACUAAUUUAAAUGAUUUAAUGAAAGAGGAAACAAAUGAACAACAGGGUAUGCAGUUGGAUGAAGAGAAUGAUAGUCUGAAUAGUGAAUUUGACUGAUUAACACUAUAGUCAUAUACUAGACUCAAAUAUUAGUAAGAUUUUGUGAUCCGUCAAAAUAUAAGCCAUCACAAAUUAACAAUCCCAUUUAGAGAGCUAUCAUUAUCAUAUGGAUAGUAUAAAAAAAAUUGUUUGGUCAGAUUCAAAAAAUGAUUACUGUUUACUCUAUGAUAGAACAAGGUAAAGUGUGCUAUAAUAAAUAUCCAUUCACUUGAAAAACAUUAAGAAGUCUUUGGCUCAUGUAUGUCACUACGGAAGCGUCCAAAACCUACCCUAAGUGAGGGGUGACGAGGCCCUAAUAACCGAUGCCAGCCUAGUGUUUGUUGGUUGACUACAUCUUCCAUACAAUAACACAUUUGCGUUACUAAACAUUAAGUAUUUCUAUGAUUUUGUGAUUAUCAACUGGAAUGUUCAAUGUGAAAACUUUUUAAUCUGUUGGAAUUUGCCAUUUAUAAGAGGUAUAAAUGUCGUUUUUUUUAAAUAAUUAUGUGAGUGUUGUGCUCAUUAAGGGCUUGGAUAUCUGAUGUCAAUUACCCGCCUUUACUUUCUGACUGAUUUGUAGAUUAGUUUAUAUUUAGCCUUUAAGUUUAUGUAGAAAAUAAUUCACGUAUAUCACCAAAAUAAUCUUGUUUAUGACACAAUUUUGUGUUUAGUAUUUUUUCUCCUCAAAAUCAUAAUUUAUUAAAUAAAAAAAAACAACUAGCAAUAAUGAAUAUUUUAUAGGUGUCAAUACUAAAAGUCUUGUUUUAAAUACAAUAUUUUUUAUGUAAAGAAGCCCACCUUUUAUAACUCCUUUUAUUUGCAAGCUUAAAAUGGUGUAUGUGCUUGAUUCUUAGUAGAUUGAUAAAUAAAAAAUUAUAUAUGUAAAAUGUACACCAUAGGCAAAUCCCUUUUUUUUUAAUUCAUGGUGACCAAGUGCCUUAGAUUAUUACACUAUUUUGUAUAAAGGAGGUUCUAUAGCCAAAUCCUAAUUAAGAAUUAUAAUGGUGUGAUAUUUUACAUGGUAUCUGUUCUUGUAUGAUUUUUAUAUAAAUAAAAUCAUUUGUAAUAGUGAUGGCUAUGUAUCCAUUAAGUCCAUUAGUUAAAUAAAUUUGAAGCAAGAUGUUAAAUAAAUAUAUAGUUUAGUAUAACGCAACAUUUAUAAUUUUAGGUUAUAAGAAGUUAGAGACAAAAUAUUAUGCCUUAAGUAAUAUAUUGGCAACAACUAUACCAAUCAAUUUAAGAUUUAAUUCAAAUUUCAGCCACCGUACAAAGUAUUUGUACUGUAAGAGUGUGUGAAAGACUGCCGUCUAAGACUGUUAGUAAAUUAUAUCAAAAAGAUAUAUUUAAACAUAAACUUUGACUUAAAAAAUUGUUUAGUUGAGGUAAUGUAUCUAGUAUUUAGUCAAAAAUUGGGUUUUUGUUGAAAAACAUCUUCCUCUUUAAAAAUGGUGACACAAUGUAAAAUUUUUUGAUUUCAGUGGAUACCUACAGUAAUAAUUUUGUUAUUUAUCCUUCCUUUAUAUUACAACUAAAUUCUUAAAUCAAAAUUUAUAAAAAGAUAACCUGUUUUAAUUUUUUCUAGAUUAUGUUGAAAAUAAUUAUAUC
Molecule: messenger RNA, 2961 nt
Organism: Papilio xuthus (Asian swallowtail)
Lineage: Eukaryota; Metazoa; Arthropoda; Insecta; Lepidoptera; Papilionidae
Exons: 4
Coding region: 154-1374 (406 amino acids)
Source: RefSeq, a predicted model, not a curated record